CUGAGCUGAGGGUUGAGAGAGCCGGUGCGCUAAGCCUAACCUCCUUAUCAGAAAGUGCUACCGGCAUUUAAAGAAUAAUUCGGAUAUUUUGAUAGCAGCUUAGCAGGCAGUUCAGUUCAGGUAUCAGUAGUCUGUAUGACAGACUGGAAGUAAGCCUGAUUUAACAUGAAAAACUUAAGUUAACGCGCUGUAGUAAUGAUGUGCGCAUGCUCGGCACGACCGCUCGAUAAGUGGGACAAACCUGUUUAUACCGAUGUUUAGAUGAGUUUUCGUUUCUCGCACAAAUGACAAUCUGACAGAUUUCUGAUUCGGGGCCGUGUUCACUGCACCGGACAGCUGAGUUGCCGUUCCCCGCUAUCAGAGCAGUGAUGGUAGACCUGCAGGCAGGCCGGUCAGCCACCUUGUGAUACACGAGGGAAAGAACCCAUCACAACUCCAGAGAAACGCGGGGAGCUUUACGUCUCGUGCCAAGUGCUUUAACCUCUUUUCAUUUCCAUUAUGGGUGUUAUUCUGCGCAAUCUCCAAAACGUGGUUCAGCUCCGCCGCGCCAGGCUGCGCAGAGACGUGGAGACCCUGCGACACAUUCUGGGGGUCCAGAAAUUUGAUCUGGGUAUCAUCUGCGUGGACAACCGCAAAAUACAGCACCUCAACAGGCUCUACAGGAAGAAGAACGAGCCCACAGACGUGCUGUCCUUUCCCUUCUAUGAGGACCUGCGGCCCGGGAAGCUGCCAUGCGCCCUUCACAGAGAUGAGUUUAAUCUAGGAGAUGUUUUCCUGGGGGUGGAGUAUGUUAUGCAGCAGUGUAAAGAAUCAUCCUGCGAUUUUCAUGGAACUCUGACAGUGGUCGCUGCACAUGGAAUCUGUCACUUACUGGGGUACAGACACGAGACAGACGAAGAGUGGGAUGAGAUGUUUCAAAGAGAAAGUUACAUCCUGAGUGAAUUCAACAGGCUGACUGGCAGUCAUCUCGAACCUUUAACAAAGAGAAGCACCCAAGACAGAUGACAAGCUCCCGGAAUGGACUUGAACAAACGAAGAAUAAAGGACUCACAACUUUCUCAA
Pygocentrus nattereri (red-bellied piranha) is the source of this 1062-nucleotide messenger RNA. It is a transcript of the gene ybey, whose product is annotated as ybeY metalloendoribonuclease. Gene Ontology annotation, biological process: rRNA processing. Gene Ontology annotation, molecular function: metalloendopeptidase activity. Lineage: Eukaryota; Metazoa; Chordata; Actinopteri; Characiformes; Serrasalmidae. The record is from RefSeq and is a predicted model, not a curated record. Bases 499 to 1005 code for a protein of 168 amino acids. The transcript is spliced from 4 exons.